AUGGCGUCUGGAAUUGGAGAAGCUGUUGUAGGAAAAGUUUUUGGGAUCGCCGUUGAGAUGGCUGUUCAGAAACUAACUGAGGAGGCAAAGGUGCUGGUGAAUUUCACACAAGACUUCGGAUGGCUAAACAAGAAACUCACAUAUGUGAGGGGUUUUCUGAGAGAUGCUGAUCAACAGUCUCGACAUAACGAGGAUGUCAAAAAAUGGCUGGAAAGCAUUCGUGAUUUUGUAUUGCAUGCAGAGGACAUCUUUGAGGAAUGUGCUGUAGAAUCCAUGUAUGGAGAUAAUGCUCAAUCUUGUAGGUUGAGUCGUAAUCAAUUGAUUUUUCGCUGGAGGUUGGGGCGGAAAAUUAGGGGCAUGAAGAACCGCAUGAGAUCUAUUAUUGAAGAUGGCAAGGAGCUGAAUCUAUUGCAUGAAGUUUGGUCUGCAAAUGAAGCAUCACCCACUACAUCUCAAAGUGGAGACUGGAAGAAAAAUUAUCUUCUGCCCAGCGAUUCACACCUUGUGGGAAUACAAUCCAAAAUUGAUGGCAUUCUCAGCUUGUUGGACAACAAUGCCUCUCCAGUUAUUGCUGUGGUUGGGAUGGGGGGCCUGGGCAAGACCUAUCUUCUUCAGCAUGUUUACAAUAUGAUCAGAGAAAGGUAUGAGAUAUCUAUAUGGCUCUCAGUCUCUCAGUCCUAUUCUAUUUCCAAGUUGCAAAACAAUUUAGCGUUUCAGUUAGAUGAAAGUUUAAAUAAACAGGUUAAAGAUAGUGGAGUAAGUGAGCAGCUAGCAGCACAAUUGAUUAAUGAAAAGUUGCAAGGGAAAAGAUGGCUUGUGGUGUUAGAUGAUGUGUGGAGGGCUAGCAGAGAAGAUGAUUUGUUAGCCAGACUUGGCCUCCCAAGUGGAAACAAUAACCCAUGCAAAAUUGUUGUUACCACAAGAAGUAGAGAGGUUUGCACAAAUUUAAAUGCUGAAAUUUAUGAGAUGCACCAUUUGUCUGAUGAAGAUAGUUGGAAGCUGUUUUGUGUUUAUGCAUUUGAGGGAUCUGAAUCACAGCAGCAUCUGGAAAAGGUGGGUCGUAAGAUUGUAAAGCAAUGUGGAAAUUUACCACUCGCUAUCAAAACAGUAGCCGCAUCUCUGGCGAAGAAGACAAUGCCAAAAGACUGGGAGUCCAAGCUUCAUGAGCUUGAAGGAGUUGUUGCUACCGAUUUUCAUGAUCGGAUCAUGCCUAUUCUUAGGUUGAGUUAUGAUUCAUUGCCUGCACGGGAAGGUCUUAUUCCAGCAGGGGAGGGCCAGUGGGAUGCGGCAUGGGACUGUUUAUAUCAACUUGAAAAUCUAUGUCUGCUUCAACUAUGGGAACAAGUGGUAUCCAGAGAAAGUAAAUGUGUGUUUUCUCUUGAGGAAGCCUCUACAGAUGCAACUAGUGGCUGGUGUCGGAUUAUACUGGCCAAGAAAAAUAUAAAUGACGACGAUAAUUCGAAGAGUCGUCCUGUUUGUCUCCGCACAUUCUCAUUGUCACAGAAUCGGAGGAUUAAAGGCAUUCCGACAAAUUUGUUUCCCGCCAUGAAAGGACUGCGCGUUCUCGAUUUGAGUGGGACAUGCAUCUCCACAUUGUCUGAGAGCAUUGGAAAGAUGAAACUCCUCAAAGUAUUGAAUUUAAGAGAUACAUAUAUUGAGGAGGUACCAAACUGUGUGAGACAUCUAAAAAGUCUCUUGUUUUUUUCUCUACCUUGGAGAUGUAAGAAGUUACCAGUAUGGAUAAAUGAAGUUAAAUAUCUUCAACAUUUAGAGUGUGAGCGGGUUAGUCGAAUGCCAAAGGGAUUGUCAGUGCUGGUGUAUUUGAGAACACUGCAAUCAGCAAAUUUGGAUCUAUCCGUUGAAGAGGACGAAUUCAUGAGGUUACAGGAUUUUGCCAAUAUGACUCAACUUCAGGAACUAUGGUUAAAUGUUAACCAUGAAAUGGAGUGGAAAGGGGUGGAAGAAGGGAUCCUUGUGCAGAUGGUGAAGAUGCGUCGUCUAGUAAUUGAGAACCGUACAUCAAAUGCAUGGGAAUUUCCGGAGAAGAUGAAAGCCAUGAAACAUCUAGAAAGUCUUACAGUAUGGAAUUUUGCAGUGCCAAGUUGGAUAUGUGGUUUGGCAAAUUUGAGGGACCUCGAAUUAGGUUGGUGUAAUUUUAGUGAUUAUCUGGAGUUGCAAAAAAUGCCCAACCUAGUGAGGUUGGUGUUGUGGAAAACAAAGAAUAAUGGGCGUGAAGAAUUGCCAAAGGUGUUUGGAAAGGUGGGAGGGUUUCCAUGCCUCAGAUUCUUAAAAAUUCAUUUCUUUUAUGAAUUAGAGGAGUUUCCAGAAUUGGUGGAGGGGGAGAUGGCAUGCCUUGAGGAGUUACGUCUAUCCUAUUGUAAGAAAGUGAAGAAAGUGGCAUUGGAGCCGUUGAAAAGACUCAAGCUCUUCGAUUGUCGCGAAUCAGGAACCGCUGAAUUCAAGGAGACAUUAAAGGAAGGCGGACCAUAUUGGCAAACAAUCAAAGCCAUCAAUCCUCAUUUAGCUAUUAGAUUAGAUUGA
Messenger RNA from Cryptomeria japonica (Japanese cedar), 2541 nucleotides. Its product is annotated as putative disease resistance protein RGA3. The transcript is spliced from 3 exons. Bases 1 to 2541 code for a protein of 846 amino acids. Lineage: Eukaryota; Viridiplantae; Streptophyta; Pinopsida; Cupressales; Cupressaceae. The record is from RefSeq and is a predicted model, not a curated record. Gene Ontology annotation, biological process: defense response to fungus. Gene Ontology annotation, molecular function: protein binding; ADP binding.